AUGAAAAAGAAAGUUUACAGUUUACACAGUAACGAUCUAAAUGAAAAUAAAGAAAUAGGCCUAACCAAUGCUACUUGCGAAUGCCCAAGAGGAAAUCACAGAUGUUCUCACACAGCUGCACUGUAUAUGCACUGUAGAGAUAACAUGAGCAGAACAGAUGUGCCCUGCUUAUGGUCAGCUAAGAAACCAUUAGAAGCACAAGGUUCUUUUGUAAACGAUGUAUUCCAAAAAAGUGAAAACUAUUGUCCCUGUACUCGUGUAAUGAAUAAUGAGGACAUUGAAUGGUUUAAAGAACAGAUAGCAGAACAUGGAAAUGAUACGCCUACAUUUUGGGCUUUAUCACCAGAGCACAAAGAAGAAGACUUGAAGCUACAUGUAAUUGACAAUAUUCUAAAAGAAAAUGAUUUUAAAAACACUACUGACAAAGUUUCAUAUUGUAAGAGCCAAACAAUUGUAAGUCUUGACCAAAUUAAAACAAUAUCCCAAUUGACAGUAGGUCAAAGUAAAAAUGAUCUCUGGCACAUUUUACGAAAGCAAAAAAAGUUAACUUCAUCCCUAGUUGAUAGAAUUAUAAAUGAAAAACGUUUAGCAGGUGUGCAGUCUAUAAUGUGGGGCAUUAAUAAUGAGAUGCAGGCAUCCAAUACUUUUGAAAUAAAAACUGGUCAAAGUGUAAAACAAUGUGGACUUUUUCUACAUGAAAAUGGAAUUCUAGGAGCAUCACCUGAUGGCCCGAUAGACAAUGAUUAUAUAGUUGAAAUUAAGUGUCCUUACUCUAAAAAUGGUUAA
This is a messenger RNA of Physella acuta, 786 nucleotides long. RefSeq lists its product as uncharacterized. Gene Ontology annotation, molecular function: zinc ion binding. NCBI's taxonomy places the organism in Eukaryota, Metazoa, Mollusca, Gastropoda, Physidae. The record is from RefSeq and is a predicted model, not a curated record.